GCUUAGGUCAUCCGAUGCCCAUCGAUGCUGCCUUUUCAAUCUCGUAGCUUUAUACAGAUCCUGGUGCUCACAAAGAAGGCAAAGAGGGAGUCAGCAGCUGCUGCUUCGUGGGUUCUAAUCGGAGUUCAUUCAUGCGAACAGGUGGUACAGCUCUUCCGAACGUUAUCUGGGCACCCUCAUCUCGCGAAAUAUGUCCGAAAGCUUGAUGAUUGGGUCUCGCUAGCCAUACUGCGCUGUCAAACAACGUGUCACUUGCCCUCAACUGGGAGAGCUCGAGAUCAACGGCCAGCACUACUACCAUCUAUACCAGCCUUUCAUGUUGGAAGCUCGCCAGCCUAUACCGGAUAUCGCUCGUGCUCUCCGGCUCCAUACUUGAUCAAACCAAAACAGCUAUACAUUGCCGGGUGUCCCAAGGUCACGUACAAGGAUAUAGAACGUCCUUGCAUCGAACAGUCAUGGUUUGCGUGCCCUUAGAAUGGAAGCCUCUCACCUGCGUUCGCGCGUGCACCCACUGUGCAAGCGACAACCCACUCAUGACAGCCGGCAGGACGAGUCCCACUUCAGCAAGCGAUGCGCCAGCUCAGGCGCUCUCUCUCGCCUGCGCUCCAUCACGCUCUCCGUGCAGGAGCAACAGCCCGGGAAUUGGGAGGGCGAUGUCACCCUCUUUCUGCUCGCGCCUGCAUCGCCCGAGCACUUUCACAUCUCCACGGUCGGCGGACUCGUCGCUCCAGCUCUCGACGAGCUUUUGCACGGCAAUCAUGGACGGGCGCGGGCCGCGCCUCCGCCGCUUCUUCAUGCAUCGCACGCGCAUGAGCCUCCUGUCUCGUCCACCGCCGACAUCUGCCAGCUCUGUCACGUCGUCGAGCAGACGACAUUGAUAGGUACCGACCUGUGCACACUCACACACGGGUCAUGCUAGCGGUGUUCUCACCAGUUGGUGGGCUAUAGGGCUCGCUGGACCCUGUGCUGGCUAUGGCACGUUGCGUGCGUGCGGUGCACGUCAAUCGUCUGCUGGAUCUCGGCUUCGAGGACGUAUCCGAGCUUGCGGGACAAGGCACUGUCCAUGGUCAGGCAGUGUGUGUUGACUUUGGGGACAACACAGCCGUGUUCCAGGAAUCCAGGUACGUCAGCCUAUUCGUGGUCAGAGAGACUCACGGUAUCGGGUGCGCGUGACGGGGUUGGUAAACGCACGCCAGGUCAAGCGAGCCGUCCGUCGUCGCGAAGACCGAUCGAUGGAGAUGGUGUGCCUUGCGCCGUACGAGGGCCCAGAAGUGCGCCAGCAGUUCCUUAUUGUGAAAAUAUAGGCGGAGGUUUGAUGUAAAGUGGCAGUUUGUGAGAUCGGUCCCUGGCAUGAUCCCAGCCGUCAG
This is a messenger RNA of Laetiporus sulphureus 93-53, 1367 nucleotides long. RefSeq lists its product as uncharacterized. The transcript has a single exon. Bases 476 to 919 code for a protein of 147 amino acids. NCBI's taxonomy places the organism in Eukaryota, Fungi, Basidiomycota, Agaricomycetes, Polyporales, Laetiporaceae. The record is from RefSeq and is a predicted model, not a curated record.